Messenger RNA from Entrophospora candida, 152 nucleotides. NCBI's taxonomy places the organism in Eukaryota, Fungi, Glomeromycota, Glomeromycetes, Entrophosporales, Entrophosporaceae. The record is from the annotation of a GenBank genome assembly.
AUUCUUCAAUUGAAGUUAAAAAACGGGGUUUCUCACAAUCUAAAAAUGAUAUUCAGGCUUUAGAAUUUCAGCCAUAUCCUCCAAAAGAUCAUGGAACUUUACUGUCGCCACUACAACAUUAUCAUCCACAACAUCCGACCCAGCGAUCUUGA